This is a messenger RNA of Rhincodon typus (whale shark), 3067 nucleotides long. It is a transcript of the gene nsun2, whose product is annotated as NOP2/Sun RNA methyltransferase 2. Gene Ontology annotation, cellular component: nucleus; cytoplasm. Gene Ontology annotation, molecular function: tRNA binding; tRNA (cytidine-N5)-methyltransferase activity. NCBI's taxonomy places the organism in Eukaryota, Metazoa, Chordata, Chondrichthyes, Orectolobiformes, Rhincodontidae. The transcript has 16 exons. The record is from RefSeq and is a predicted model, not a curated record. Gene Ontology annotation, biological process: tRNA methylation. Bases 1 to 2199 code for a protein of 732 amino acids.
AUGGGACAGUUUCAGGGCCAGUUUGAGAAGGUCGAGCAGCAGGAGCAGCGGUUGAUCAGGGAUCGAGAUGCUGCCCAAAUAAUUGCAGCCCAGCUUGUAGAACUGUGUAAAGAUUUGCAAGCGGUGAUCAGGGUCCUGCAUCAAGCAGGUAAAGAAAAUAAAACUCACUCUGCUGAUCACUUGAAGGUCCAGAGCAAGAUUGAAAUUGUUACUGUUGGUACAGAGUGUGAGAGCCCUGGGGGAUUGUGCCCACAUUGUAGACUAGGAGGAUACAGACAAGGCAUACAGGGGAACAUCAGUCGCCAGGAAGCUGUCAGUAUGAUUCCUCCUUUGCUGCUUGAUAUUAAGGCACAUCAUAAGAUUCUCGAUAUGUGUGCAGCACCCGGAUCAAAGACUGCUCAGCUGAUUGAGAUGCUGCAUUCUGACAUGAAUGUUGCUUUCCCAGAGGGUUUUGUAAUUGCUAAUGACGUUGACAACAAGCGGUGUUACCUAUUGGUUCAUCAGUCAAAGCGCUUGCAUAGCCCUUGUAUUAUGGUGGUGAAUCAUGAUGCAUCGAAUAUACCAGGAUUACAGAUGGCGGACGCUGAUGGUCAAAGGAACAUUCUCUUCUAUGACAGGAUUUUGUGCGAUGUACCAUGCAGUGGUGAUGCAACCUUGAGAAAGAAUAUUGAUGUGUGGAAGAAGUGGACAACCAGCAACAGCCUCCAGUUGCAUGGCUUACAGCAAAGAAUUGCCAUCCGUGGUGUCGAGCAGUUAGCAGUUGGGGGCAGAAUGGUUUACUCCACCUGUUCUCUGAACCCUAUUGAAAAUGAAGCUGUAAUAGCAACUAUUCUUGGGAAGAGUGAAGGAAUUCUUGAAUUAAUUGAUGUUUCAUCGGAGUUGCCAGGGUUGAAGCGAAUGCCUGGCUUAACAUCAUGGAAGGUAAUGACAAGGGAAGGGCAUUGGUAUGCAGAGUGGUCAGAAGUGCCAGAGAAUAAACAGACUCAGAUCCGUCCCACAAUGUUUCCAAUCAAUGACCCUGAGAAGCUCAAAGCAAUGAAUCUGGAAAGAUGCAUUAGGGUGCUUCCUCACCAUCAAAAUACUGGAGGAUUCUUUGUUGCUGUUUUGGAGAAAAAGGCUCCAAUGCCUUGGAACAAGUGUGAGUCAAAGCUGAGACAUAAAGGAGUGGUGGCUGAUUCCCUAAUUAAAGGCACUGAUGAGAAAUCUGCAGAAAUUGAAGAAAUUAAAAAAAACGAAGAAGGUGAAGAAACAUCAGCCAGCAAAGACGGUAUUUGUUGUCCGCCACCACCAAAGAAAAUGAAACUGUUUGGGUUCAAAGAAGACCCCUUUGUCUUCUUGAGUGAAGAUGAUCCAAUAUUUCUACCAAUUCAGAAAUUUUAUCAAUUGGAUCCAUCUUUUCCAAAGUCGAAUGUCCUCACUAGAACGCAUGAGGGAAAGAAGCGUCACCUCUACAUGGUUUCAAAGGAACUAAGAAAUGUGCUUCUCCAUAACAGUGAACGAAUGAAGGUGAUUAACAUGGGAAUUAAAGUUCUGAGUCGCAAUAAUGAUGGGGAAGAAUUUGGCUGUGCCUUCAGGUUAGCGCAAGAGGGUAUUUAUACUUUAAAUCCAUACAUUAAUGAAAGAAUCAUUAAGAUUUGUAUUGAAGAUGUUAUGGUGCUGUUAACACAAGAAAAUCCAUUCAUUGGCAAGCUUACAAGUGAACCACAGAAACAAGCAAAGAAACUGAGUAUGGGGAGUGUUGUGUUGAAGUAUGAACCAGAUCCUUCAAACAUUGAAGGUCCAAAGUGUCCAAUUGUGUUGUGUGGCUGGAGGGGAAAGAAUUCAAUCCGUGCCUUUGUUGCCAGGAAUGAGCGUUUUCAUUAUCUACGAAUGUUGGGUGUAGAGGUUUUCAGAGACAAGAGUAAGGAUGAUGGAUCAGACAGCGUGACUACUGAGAAAACUGAGGAGCCAAUGGAAGAAGGGGAUUUGAAUGUACAGGGAGAUGCUGGGCAUUUGAAAGACAAUUCUGAAAUUGUGCAACGGUCUAAAGAAAAAUAUGCUGAGAUCUUGGGGUCAACAGAAGAACCUGAAGAACAUCAAGAAGUAGUACAGCAUGUAAAGAUGGAAAUCAACAAUAUUAAAAGAAUUCAAGAACCUGUCGAAUCAUGUUCAAAAAUUGAAAGCUUUGGUGCUGAAGUAGCACAUUCGGAUGCAAAUUAAUAAGGUUUUAAGCUUUUAAGAAAUGCCAAACAUGAACUGACAUAGAUUGCAGCAUAAACUAUCUGAUGAUUUGGUGUUGGAUAUCCAAUGCUACGAGCUGUUUCUGGAGGAAACUAUCAUUUACUUGCAAUCCAAAGUUGAAUAUUUCCUUUUAAUCUACUCAAACCUUUCCUAACUAGAUGUAUAGCCUUGAAAACGCAUUUGAUCUCUCAUUAUCAGCACCCCUCUAAUUUAAAUUUUCUCUCCUAAAAAUAUCUUGGUCACUCUGCACUCAAUGAGAGAUGAACAAAGCAAGUAUAUUAAUGAAGGGGAGCAUAGGGAGGGGAAGACAAUUGUAUCACUUUCAUUUUGACUUCAUUAAUGAGAAUGGGUGAACUUCAAUGUUGUUCACAUGAUUUAAAAUGUGUCUUUGCAAAUUGCUCGACAGCCAAUUCACUUGCAGAAAAUAACCUUUUAAAUUGGCAUUUCAAGUGCUUGCCAUUUUUGUUCAUGCCUUUCUGCAUUUUUUAAAAAAACCUUUGAAAAGUGAUUUAAAGCUUUUACAGAUGAAUUUAUAAAUCUGAAGUACUAACUUUAUUUUAAAAGACAGGAUACGUUUUCUGGUAAUUUUUGUUUUCCACUUGAAUGGUAAAUAAAUGGGGUUGGAUUAGCUCCAUACACCCACAUGACUUCCUGCUGGUUUACCUCCCAAAUGGUAAAGAUGAUAAUUACUCCUUUAAAGUCAGAAAAUUUAUUUAAUGUGCAAAUCCUGUGGAUGUACCAAAGGAACCUGUUUCAAGUUUGUAUUAAACAUGGUUAUUGAAUAUGCGGGCAUUUUGUUUUUGAGUCACGUUGUCAUAUUUUGCCCAGUAAAAGGCUAUGGAUCUUA